This is a messenger RNA of Trifolium pratense (red clover), 2634 nucleotides long. RefSeq names its product probable myosin light chain kinase DDB_G0275057. Gene Ontology annotation, biological process: intracellular signal transduction; peptidyl-serine phosphorylation; protein autophosphorylation. The transcript has 5 exons. Gene Ontology annotation, cellular component: cytoplasm; nucleus. Gene Ontology annotation, molecular function: ATP binding; calmodulin binding; calcium/calmodulin-dependent protein kinase activity. The record is from RefSeq and is a predicted model, not a curated record. The coding region runs from base 792 to 2315 and encodes 507 amino acids. Lineage: Eukaryota; Viridiplantae; Streptophyta; Magnoliopsida; Fabales; Fabaceae.
AAUAUAAAUGUCGUGGAUAUUAUAAAAAUUGUUUAAGGUAUUAUACAUAAUAAUAUAGUGUUUUCCAGGUCUGAUUUUUUUAGAAGAAUUGAUUUUUUCAUAAAAAAGAAUGAGCAAUGCAACUUGUUAUCGUCUGAUGUCUCUAACAAAUCUAUGAAUGUGAUUUAAAAAAAUAAAAAAUUAUGCCACUAAAAAAGAGUUAGCAUUGCAGCUUUCUACAAGUGGUGUUCCAAAAAAUAAUACUCGUAAAUUAAUAUUAUUAAAUUAAAUUAAAGUAUUGACAAUUGGAUUCAUGGUGCUUUAGUUUGAUUUUUCAAAAACAGAACAAAAGCAAAACAAAGCAACCAAAAAAGGUUUGAUAUUAUCUACCAAAACCGUGGUCUCCGGGGUCCACGGAAGCUGAGCCGUGCCACUUCUCCGACGGACUCCUUCUCUCUUCUUCCUCUCACACCUGCUCAGAUCAGCUGAUUUAGAGGGGGAGGGAAGUGUUCCUGAGGUUAAACUGUCGUUUUCUCGGCUUUGCUUCUCGGUCUCAUACUCUUCAGAUUAACGUCAUUCCGUGGUUUACUACUAUUACAGUAAAUUUUUCAACCCAAUUAAGCUUCUCGGUGGAUUUGAUCUAAAGUGCAGCUUUUGGUGGAUGGUAGUUUAAACAAGAUUGAGUUUGGCACUUAUUUUGUCAAAGUGGUUAUUACCUGUUUAUUCUUAUUGCCCGACGAAGAUUUUAAAGAAAGAGAAUUCAUAGGGUAAAUUGCUUGUUACUAGGUUUGUUGAGUGAUAACAAAAUUGUUAUGGCUGUUGCCGAGAGCGGCAGCAGCAUUGAACGCUCAACUUCAUUCAACUGUUACAAAGUAGCAAGUUUGACCGAAACCAUAUUGAACGCAAAGCAAACUUCUAAUUUGAAAGAUCGAUACAUUCUAGGGGAGCAGUUGGGUUGGGGACAGUUUGGUGUCAUUAGAACAUGCUCCGACAAAAUAACCGGAGAGGUUUUGGCAUGCAAAUCAAUUGCUAAAGAUAGGCUGGUUACUUCAGAUGAUAUGCAAAGUGUUAAACUUGAGAUUGAGAUCAUGGCAAAGUUAUCCGGGCAUCCUAAUGUUGUAGAUCUCAAGGCAGUUUAUGAAGAGGAAGAUUUUGUUCAUUUGGUGAUGGAGCUUUGUGCCGGAGGAGAGCUGUUUCACCUGUUAGAGAAGCACGGAAGGUUUUCUGAGUCUGAAGGAAGGGUUCUCUUUAGGCAUCUCAUGCAGAUGGUUUUGUAUUGUCACGAAAACGGGGUUGUUCACCGAGAUUUGAAGCCUGAAAACAUUCUCUUAGCAACUAAGUCGUUUUCAUCUCCAAUUAAAUUGGCUGACUUUGGUCUUGCUACCUACAUUAAGCCUGGGCAGAGUUUGCAUGGUUUAGUUGGGAGUCCAUUUUAUAUAGCUCCAGAGGUAUUGGCAGGUGCAUAUAACCAGGCUGCCGACAUUUGGAGUGCCGGGGUUAUUCUUUACAUUCUACUUAGUGGGAUGCCACCAUUUUGGGGAAAGACAAAGUCUCGAAUAUUUGAAGCCGUUAAGGCUGCUGAUUUGAGAUUUCCAUCUGAACCUUGGGAUCGCAUCUCUAAAUCUGCUAAGGAUUUAAUUAGGCGAAUGCUCUGCAGAGAAACUUCUCAAAGGCUCACUGCCCAAGAGGUUUUGGACCAUUGCUGGAUGGAAAGCGAUCCAACAAAUCUGGAACAACUAAGUGAACAUAAAAUCGAAAGUUGUGGAGAGUGGCAUGUUGAUGGCGGCUCCUUCUCUGCAUCAUUUAUGUCGAGGAAUGAUGACAUCAGCUUUGGCGCAGGAUCACCUACAUGUGACGCUCAAUCACCUACAUUCACAUGCAAAUCAUCGUUUUCUUCCAUUUUCGUGGAACCAGUUACACCUUUUUCUGCGCCUAGUGGGUUUUCAUUUCGGAGCACAGGCGGUUCCAUUGGUUUGGAAUUUUCUUCACCUGUUUCCUCGAUGCCAAGCUUUGCAUUUCUCAGUCCGAGUUCUGUUGUUGAGCAAAAUAGUCUUAUAUUUGAGUUCUCGUCUAACACGACUGAAGUAAAUGCAAUUGCUGGAGAUUCUCCACUUUCCCUUGGAAAUGACAUUAAAGAAAGGAAUCACAAGCCUGUAGAAACUAAAAGGGCAUGUGUAACAAAUUGUUACAGGACAUUGGGAUUCCACAGCAAGAGAAACCGGACAAUUGGACUCGGUGAGUGUGAGCAACUUGAUUUUGUUGUGACCGAAUCAGUCAUUCGUUGGUUAUCAUGCACACAACUUCCUACAUCACCAAAAUCAUCUCUUGUCUGUUGAAAGGAUAAAUUGGGUGGUGCAAAUUUUGCCUAUUUAACACAUUGUACAUCUUUCUUGAAUUUGCAUUGAUGUUGUUGUUGUCUUCUAGUUUGCACAAGUCGAGGUUUAAUGAUGGUGUGUUUCUAAUCAUGUUGUGCUUCUAAUUGGUUACUUUUAUUGUGUUUUGUCUUCUCAUGUUGAUGUUAAUUAUUACCAUGAGUGAGUUACGUGAAUUCCGCCUGCUGGUUUGUAAAGUUGUAUCUUGAUGGUAUUCCAGUGUUACCUUGGUGUAAUUGAAAUGCUUGGAAUUGAACUGUAAAUUAAUGUGUUAAUUUUUAUA